Molecule: messenger RNA, 1223 nt
Organism: Polypterus senegalus (gray bichir)
Lineage: Eukaryota; Metazoa; Chordata; Cladistia; Polypteriformes; Polypteridae
Exons: 12
Coding region: 147-917 (256 amino acids)
Source: RefSeq, a predicted model, not a curated record
UUUAUGACUCACAGCUGCACUUUCAUUUUCAUUUCAUUCUUUUUGCAGCCGAGGUCUAAAUGAGGACAGACGCAGCAAUAUAAUACAUUUUUCAGGUUUUUUAUUUAAAUCUUAAUAUUGAAAAAGUAAACACAUAAGGUAAGAAAAUGACUGAACCCACUGGGCUGACAAAAGAAGACAUGAGAGAAUGCCAUGAAACGAUCAUUUUUCUCAUCCCCACAUGUCAGAUUUUGGCAGUCAUUACUGUUCUCUUUUGGGUGUAUGUACAGUGUGCCAUUUUCCAGAAAUUUCUCGGAGUCAUGUGUUCUCUGGUCCUUACAAUAAUCAUGAUAUGUCUUCCGGAUUUUGAACUGAUAAUCAUCAUGUUGGUAUUAGAGAUUAUUGGAAUUGUUCUCUUCCUGCUGUGGAAAUUAAAUACACAUCAUACAUGGCCAACAAAUCUAAAGCAGCCAUUGAUAUCAAAGGGACUGUGGUCAUAUUCUAGACAAGUAACAAUCGAAACCCAGAAUAUUGACAGGACUCUGAAUUCUGGAUCCAAAUUUCUGGAAAAACUCUCAACACAACUAAGCAACAAGGGAAUAAACCUCAGCACGAAAAAAGCUGAAAUGUUUUCUUCCAAUAUGCUCAUGGUUUUCUGUCCUGUUGUCUCUCGCAUUGGGACUGAUAUUAAAGCAGCUCUUGAGGGUAUACCUACUGAGAAGAGAGUCAUCUUAGUGGUUAUGCACCACACACCAAAUCCUAAACUUGUUAUUAGUGACAGCAGAACGUAUGUUGAUAAACCAAAUAUUCUGGAAACAGUGGACUGCCUUUUCCAUGAGCAAAAUGGAUUUUAUGAUUGCAACACUAAUGUACAAGCAAUUCAGAGUGUAAGUGGAGCACUUGAAAAAGUGUCAGGUGAAUGCCCUCUGAAAGGUUAAUGCUUCUUGGAGUAAAUUAAGACCCCUUAUAUUAUAGAUUAUAUUUAAACCUUGAGGAGGGUGAAAAGCAGCUUCAGCUCUCAGAGGCACUUUAAUUAAAUGAGGAACAAAUAGUGUAGUGUUAUUGUUAACUGAAAAAUCUGGAGGUGGGCAAAUGGACGAGACACCCUUGAGUCUAAGAAGGAAACUAACUUACUCAAGAGGGAUAGCUUGAAUCUUUAGUUUUUCUUUUGUUUGCACAUUAAACUUCAGCUAAUGAAUCCCUUCAGCAGAAUAUGCAUAAAUAAAUGAUUUGCUUAAACCUUC